Molecule: messenger RNA, 1916 nt
Organism: Cornus florida
Lineage: Eukaryota; Viridiplantae; Streptophyta; Magnoliopsida; Cornales; Cornaceae
Product: serine/threonine-protein kinase AFC3
Exons: 9
Coding region: 974-1627 (217 amino acids)
Biological process (GO): protein phosphorylation
Cellular component (GO): nucleus
Molecular function (GO): protein kinase activity; ATP binding
Source: RefSeq, a predicted model, not a curated record
CGGGAUCUGUCAUGAAGCGCGCAGCACACAAUAAUAACAAACCACUGGGCGAAAUAAAAAGAAAACCCUAAUCCUCUUUUCUUGGCAAAUUAUCCCCAUUCUCACGAUUUUCGAUCAAUCGUAUUCGUAUCUGAGUCGAUAGAAAUUCACGUAUAUCAAUCUCAGGACGUUACAGUCUCUAAUGUUAUUCAGAUUUUGUUAGCUUUUUUGGUUGCAGAGAGACAGAUAUAUAUAUAUAUAUAUAUAGAGAGAGAGAGAGAGAUAGAGAAAAGGAACGUCUUUUGAUGGUGGCCGUAGAAACUGGGGAGAUGGUGGAGAAGGAACACACGAGGAAACGACGUCGUCUUACGUGGGACGUCGCGCCUUCUGAACAACCAGAGGUUGGUGGUCCCUCUGUUGGAAUUAGGGUUAGGCUAUGGUUUUUUCAGGCAUAACGGAGAGGACCGUUUUGGACGACAAGAAGAUAGGGUUUUUUAUGGGUCUUGUUUGAGAGGUUUUUCUAUAAUCUGACAUAGCUGGGAAUCCUUCGGUGCGUCUUUGUAGGCUGGUGUUCGACCUCUGGAGGCCGCUAAUGCAGUGUUGUGUCGGCAUGCAUCUCCGCCGAAGAGGGAGGACGAUCGAGAGGGCCAUUAUGUGUUCAAUAUCGGAGAGAAUCUCACUCCAAGAUAUAAAAUACUCGGCAAGAUGGGUGAAGGUUAGCUGUCAAGUGCCCGCUUUGUACAAAAUUUUGUAUUUUUGUGAUUCUUGUGUUGCCUCAGCAAAUUGCUAGUACUGUAGGCACAUUUGGCCGUGUCUUGGAAUGUUGGGACCGUCAAACAAGAGAAUAUGUGGCAAUCAAAGUAGUUCGAAGCAUUCGCAAAUACCGUGAUGCAGCAAUGAUUGAAGUUGAUGUACUUCAACAUCUUUCUAAGAAUGACAAAAUUGAAUCUCAUUGUGUGCAGAUUCGGAAUUGGUUUGAUUACCGCAACCAUAUAUGUAUAAUAUGCAUGAUUUACGCUUAAUCCACACUGACCUGAAGCCAGAAAAUAUACUUCUUGUGUCUUCUGAGUUUAUAAAGCUUCCUGGCUGCAAGAGGAUUUCUACAGAUGAAACGCAUUUCAGGUGCUUGCCAAAGUCAAGUGCCAUUAAGCUGAUUGAUUUUGGUAGUACUGCAUUUGAUAAUCAGAAUCAUAGCGCCAUUGUUUCCACAAGGCAUUACAGAGCACCCGAGGUUAUUCUAGGUCUAGGAUGGAGUUUUCCAUGUGAUUUAUGGAGUGUUGGUUGCAUACUUGUUGAACUUUGCUCGGGAGAUGCACUAUUUCAGACACACGAGAACUUGGAGCAUUUGGCAAUGAUGGAGAGGGUAUUAGGCCCUCUGCCAGAUCAUAUGACUUGUGGGGCUAAUCGGGGUGCUGAAAAGUAUUUCAGGCGAGGGUCACGGUUAAACUGGCCUGAGGGAGCAGUUUCCAGGGAGAGUAUCAGAGCAGUGAGGAAGCUAGACCGUCUGAAGGAUUUGGUAUUGCAACAUGUAGAUUAUUCAAGAUCUUCUCUCGUAGAUUUGUUGCAUGGUUUAUUGAAGUUUGAUCCAUCUGAACGUCUAACUGCCCGUCAAGCUCUUGAACAUCCCUUUUUUAAGAACCCAACUUGAGGAGAGGCACCAUGUAAAAUAUGUUUAUUACCGUGUUGCUGGUAAUGUCUCUAGGCUUUUUGAAUAGCUGGCUCAAACUGGGUUUGGGUCUUCCACAUGUAUCACACAACAUGAGCUUUAAUGAAAUGUCCAUACCUGUUGUCAAGUCUUGCUUUUUUGCUUCUGAAAUUCUAAAUUGACCAUUAUUCGAUGGAGCGGCUGCAUAAUGCUCUGAUAGGAUUUACAGCGCUUGGAAACAAUUAAGUUGUAUUCAUUUAAUUAAUUAGGAGAAAAAAUAUAUUUUGGACGA